AUGAAUCCUGGAAAUCAAGAGGAGCACUACACUUCAAGGGAAGAUGCGGACGACAGCUGGGUGCAAAGACAGCAGCAGCAACAAACCGUACCGCCAAAUGGCGGAGGCAUGAAGCGAUCUAGGACACGAAGAAUCAAACUUCACCAGGGCGCCAUUCUGAGCACUGAUUAUCCUGUACCGAGUGCUAUUCAAAACAGCAUUGAGCCACGCUAUCGGAACGCGCCAGAUGCAGUGGACGAAGAGUUUACCAAAAUGCGCUAUACAGCUGCCACAUGCGAUCCCAACGACUUCACUCUCCAAAAUGGUUACAACCUGCGGGCGCGCAUGUACAAUCGCCACACGGAACUUUUGAUUGCGAUCACUUAUUACAAUGAAGACAAGGUUCUUCUAGCAAGAACGCUGCAUGGCACAAUGCGAAACAUUCGCGAGAUCUGCAACUUAAAAAAGUCGAAAUUCUGGAACGUCGGCGGCCCUGCCUGGCAAAAGAUUGUGGUUUGUCUGGUUUUCGAUGGCAUAGACAAUGUCGACAAAAGCGUGUUUGACGUUCUCGCUACUGUGGGAAUCUAUCAAGACGGGGUUGUCAAGAAAGAUGUGAACGGGAAAGAAACGGUGGCACACAUCUUCGAAUACACCAGCCAGAUUUCGGUCACACCUGAGCAUCAACUAGUCCGGCCUGCAAGCAACGAAUCGGCCGAUAAUUUGCCGCCUGUCCAAUUUAUUUUCUGUCUGAAACAGAAGAACAGUAAAAAGAUCAAUUCUCAUCGUUGGCUGUUCAACGCGUUUGGCCGGAUUCUAAAUCCCGAGGUCUCGAUCCUUAUCGACGCCGGCACUAAACCGGGCCCUCGUGCCCUGCUGUCGCUUUGGGAAGCCUUCUAUAAUGACCCUAAUCUCGGCGGUGCUUGCGGAGAAAUUCAUGCAAUGCUUGGGAAACGAGGUGCGGCACUGCUCAAUCCUUUGGUUGCCAUUCAGAAUUUCGAAUACAAAAUAUCAAAUGUCCUGGACAAACCGCUAGAAAGUGCGUUCGGCUAUGUCAGUGUUCUUCCGGGAGCAUUUUCAGCGUAUCGAUUUCGAGCGAUUGUUGGGCGACCUUUGGAGCAAUACUUUCAUGGUGAUCAUACCCUGUCCAAGGUGCUCGGCAAGAAAGGCAUCGACGGAAUGAACAUCUUCAAGAAGAAUAUGUUCUUGGCCGAAGACCGAAUUCUCUGUUUCGAAUUGGUAGCCAAAGCUGGUCAAAAUUGGCACUUGUCGUAUGUGAAAGCUUCGAAAGGAGAGACUGACGUUCCAGAGGGCGCGGCAGAGUUUAUCAGUCAACGACGAAGAUGGCUGAAUGGAUCUUUUGCCGCAUCCCUAUAUUCCAUCAUGCACUUUGGCCGACUUUACUCUUCAGGACAUAGUUUUGUGCGACUGAUCUUCCUCCACAUUCAGCUCGUUUACAACCUAUUCAACGUCCUCUUUGCGUGGUUCUCGCUUGCCGCGUAUUAUCUCACAACCAUAGUCAUCAUGGACCUGGUUGGUACACCACAGCCAAAGGCAGACUAUCAUGGAUGGCCGUUCGGAGACAAAGUGACCCCAAUCCUUAAUGUCGUUCUUGGAUAUAUCUACGUGGCAUUUCUCAUCCUACAAUUCAUCCUCGCACUCGGUAACAGACCAAAGGGAUCAAGAUACAGCUACAUGGCAUCUUUCGUCGUGUUCGGCGUCAUUCAGGCCUACAUUCUUGUAUUGACAACGUAUCUCGUCUACCGUGCGUUUACCACCAAGCCGGUUGAAGAGCAGAUUUCGUUCGAAUCGGGACAGGCAUUUUUCGACAGUUUCUUCGGCGGCAAAACUGGAGUUGCGGGACUCAUCAUGAUCGCCCUCGUUACGAUCUACGGGCUCAACUAUAUCGCAUCCUUCCUCUACCUGGAUCCCUGGCAUAUGUUCCAUUCUUUCCCCCAAUACAUGAUCUUGAUGUCAACAUAUAUCAAUAUAUUGAUGGUCUAUGCAUUCAACAAUUGGCAUGACGUAUCGUGGGGAACCAAGGGCUCUGACGUUGCUGAGGCACUGCCGUCUGCAAAUAUCGUCAAAGAGGAGCGAGAAACCGUAGUCGAGGAAAUCGAACAGGAACAAGAAGACAUUGACAGCAAAUUCGAGAAGGUAGUGCGUCGCGCACUCACACCUAUCAGCUCCGCGGAUUCAGAUCAGCCAAUGCGGAAGGACACUGAAGACUCGUACAAGUCUUUCAGAACCGGUCUCGUCUAUUCCUGGUUGCUCUCCAACAUGGCGCUGAUUAUUCUGGUGACAAGUGAUAGCUUCAAUUCGAUCGGUGUCGGAGCUGCUGCCACAACUCGUACGCCCUUGUACUUCCGAUUCUUGCUAUACGCGACCGCAGUCCUCUCGAUUAUACGAUUUUUGGGAUUCUUAUGGUUCCUAGGACGGACUAGCAUUGUGUUCUGCGUUUCAAAAAGAUAA
Aaosphaeria arxii CBS 175.79 is the source of this 2448-nucleotide messenger RNA. Its product is annotated as glycosyltransferase family 2 protein. The transcript is spliced from 2 exons. NCBI's taxonomy places the organism in Eukaryota, Fungi, Ascomycota, Dothideomycetes, Pleosporales. Gene Ontology annotation, molecular function: chitin synthase activity. The record is from RefSeq and is a predicted model, not a curated record. Gene Ontology annotation, cellular component: cell septum; cell periphery. Bases 1 to 2448 code for a protein of 815 amino acids.